Messenger RNA from Cuscuta europaea, 342 nucleotides. The record is from the annotation of a GenBank genome assembly. NCBI's taxonomy places the organism in Eukaryota, Viridiplantae, Streptophyta, Magnoliopsida, Solanales, Convolvulaceae.
GGUGAGUCUGCUCUAGAGUACGGCAUCCGGUCUUUGAGGAAGUUAGGGUCUUCUUACCUGGGUGGAGAUGAUGAUGGUGAUACUACUAAGCAAGAUGAAAAAUUCGGACUGGAUGAUGGCAAUGAUGGCAUUUUUCUGAAAAGCUUUCCUGUUUGUGAUGAUCGACAUUCAGAACUAAUUCCCUGUCUAGACAGACAUCUCAUAUACCAAAUGAGAUUGAAGUUGGACUUAUCCUUGAUGGAGCACUACGAAAGACAUUGUCCUUUGCAAGAAAGGCGUUACAAUUGCAUGAUUCUUCCUCCCCUCGGAUACAAGAUACCUAUUAAGUGACCUAAAAGUAGA